GGUAGCCGUUGUUACAGAACUGCUGGGGAGACCUUCCUCCUCACGCUCUUAAGACUCUGCUCUUAUAAUGGCCUUGGUCUAUCGACCAAUGAUGCAGUUAGGUGGCAUUCUCUUCUCACUGUUGGGAUGGGUCCUAUCCUGUCUCACUACCUACUUACCCCAGUGGAAGAACCUUAACUUGGAACUAAAUGAACUGGAGAUCUGGACCAUGGGACUCUGGCAAGCUUGUGUUGUCCAGGAAGAAGGGGGAAUGCAGUGCAAGGACUUCGAUUCUUUCCUAGCUUUGCCUCCAGAGCUCAGGUUUUCUAGGAUUUUGAUGUUUUUUUCCAAUGGAUCGGGGUUUUUGGGCCUCUUGCUCUCGGGAUUUGGGUUGGACUGUUUGAAAAUUGGUGAAAGACAACAGGAACAAAAGAAACGGCUGUUGCUGUUUGGAGGAAUGCUCUUCUGGAUAUCGGGGAUUACAGCUAUUGUCCCAGUUUCUUGGGUUGCCCAUUCCACAGUCCAGGAAUUUUGGGAUGAGAAUAUACCAGAUAUUGUUCCCAGGUGGGAUUUUGGGGAAGCGUUAUUUGUUGGCUGGCUUGCUGGAUUUUGUCUUCUAUUAGGAGGAGCCUUACUUAAUUGCACAAUCUGUUCAACUGAAGUCCAUCCAUCUUCGGUCCAUUAUACAGUAGCAGAACAGCAAGAUCAGUGUCAACACUUGGAAACUGAAACUAGGCCUUAAAAUUGAAGGUUUUAAGUAGUACAGAAAGACUGCCCUAUCUUUUUCAAACUCUAGUGCAAGCCAGAAGCUUGUUCCAGUAGUAAUUCAAAGGACUCUUUGUUACCUAGCUGAUUUCCUAAAUUUAUGUCUGUUUUCUCCAUAAUUGGUAUUGGAAGGUGGUAUGUUUUCUCACCUGCAGAACUGUUUAAAACUUUGUUUCACUGCAGAACGCUGACAUUUUCAUAGACUGCACAGAAAAGGUGUGUUUGCUUUCUCACUGCACUGUAAAAUCCUGAAAAUGAAUAUGCACGUUCCCUUACAGCUUGGCUUUUAACCAAAGUAUGCUUCCUUUUCAUAUGCAACCAAUUAAAUUAGCCUCAAAGCUGGACUCCCUGUUGCAAUUAUCCACUUACCUAAUGCAGUGAUGUACCAACUUGAGUGUUUUCACACCCUAAAUAGUCUAAAUACAUGCAUUGCAUCAAAUUGUUUUUCUGUGUACUUGGAAAUGUUGUGCUAAGAAAACUGUAGGUUUCUGAAAUUCUAGCAAGCUUUGCAGAUGUCUUUUCGUGCAUGGGGUGUUAUGAGGGGGAUGCUUUUUAUCAAAGAAGUUGUGUUUUCCCAGUCUAGCACCUUAAGCUGCCCGUACAAGUUAUUCUAUGCAUUUUUGGCACCUGCAUACUUUAUGCACCAAAAAUAGGCUGAGAAAUGCUGCUUUAAGAAAAAAUAUUUAACCUGUAUUGAAGAAGAUCAUGUAUUGAAACAUUAUGCAUGCUAUCAGAGGUUCCUUAAACUCCAUUCACUUACGACACCAUGGUGCUCUGAACAUCUAACCUUUGACUUCAAACACAUUAUAUUUAACAGGCCACAAAGCAGAGAGCUUCAGUUGCUCUAAGUAGAAAUGUAUCAAUGUGGUAUUAAAACUUAGUUUAGUAACAAACUGUGAGAUGCUAAAAUUAGCAGAACUGUUGUAAUACUUUAGCAGACUAAUGGAAAGCAAAAUGCAUGCUUUUCUUAAAAAAACAAAAUUAGUGAAAGGUUUGACCAGCUGUGGCCAUACCCUUCAGCUACUGGUUUACCUUACUACCUCCCUAUCCCCCAAACACUGCACAUGGAACCAGGCAACACAAAGCAGGAGGGGGAGGAGUAUUUCAUGCUUUAUAAAGCAUUGUUUUAACAUUUGCUUAUGUUCAGUAUGACAAAGAAUUGAGCAGAACCAUGACUGCAAAAGCAAGCAGUUUAGUGCUGCUGUGACUGCUAAAAAGGAGCUUAGCCCAGACACAGGCUAUAGUGAGUUGAAUUUCUGUUGUCUGUACUAGGAUGGAUUUUUAACUGGUACCUCUAACUAUUUACCAGACUGGAAAAAAAUCUCAACUUAGACUUAAAUGUACUGGAACUUGGACCAUGGGACCCUGGCAAACCUGUGUAGUUCAAGAUGUAGGAGGAAUACAGUAUAAAGAUUUUGAUUCUGUCCUAGCUUUGCCUCUAGAAUUCAAGAUUUCCAGGAUUUUAGUAUGGACUAGGACUUCUGAGCCUUGUGAUCUCUAGUCUUGGUUUGGAUUGCCUAAAGA
Molecule: messenger RNA, 2268 nt
Organism: Athene cunicularia (burrowing owl)
Lineage: Eukaryota; Metazoa; Chordata; Aves; Strigiformes; Strigidae
Product: claudin-22-like
Exons: 1
Coding region: 68-721 (217 amino acids)
Biological process (GO): bicellular tight junction assembly; cell adhesion
Cellular component (GO): bicellular tight junction; plasma membrane
Molecular function (GO): structural molecule activity
Source: RefSeq, a predicted model, not a curated record